Gossypium raimondii (Peruvian cotton) is the source of this 3472-nucleotide messenger RNA. RefSeq names its product NADH-ubiquinone oxidoreductase chain 1. Bases 853 to 1152 code for a protein of 99 amino acids. Gene Ontology annotation, molecular function: NADH dehydrogenase activity. Gene Ontology annotation, biological process: aerobic respiration. The transcript has a single exon. The record is from RefSeq and is a predicted model, not a curated record. Gene Ontology annotation, cellular component: membrane. NCBI's taxonomy places the organism in Eukaryota, Viridiplantae, Streptophyta, Magnoliopsida, Malvales, Malvaceae.
UUUCCACUCAUAAGGAAGGAAGGUUAGAUACCUUUGACAGGGUUGUAUUUUUGGUUGAAAUGGGAUGGUGUUCAAACUCCCGAAAUGCAGUCUAGACAGUGGGCCCUCCCCUUUCUGACUAGACUGACUCGGGGAAGGGUCAAUCUCCUCCGGAGCAUGCUGCACAGCCACUCAUUUGUCCUGACUAAAUAGUAGAAUCUAUCUCUCAGCGAUUCUUUUCUCCGCCAAAAACCCCUUCCCAACCAGCCCGCCCGAUUUUUUUUGUAAGAUCAGCUAAUUUAAAGGGGUUAAUCUGGUCCGAAGUUGUCGGAACGAAUCGUUUGCUUUAUCAAACAAAGCUUUAUUAGGGGGGUCUUGGUUGGCCCCCCUAUUUUCAACCAUUAUAGCUGGCGUCGACCCGCUUUGCGAUACGGACGAACACGAAGAAGAAGGCAGGCAGCGAAAAUGCAAAAGAGAAGAGCAAAGAUUCCCGACCCAGAGCAUGUUAUUGACUCAACCACAAAGCUGUUGAAUGAAGGUAGCUUGCUUACUCUCAGCCACUAGUUAGAAGAAAAUCCCUUGACUUCGCUUAUGCCCUUAUGCAAUAAAGAAAGCAAAUGAGGCGGGCUAAGAUUCCAUUCGAAGUAAGAUAACAGGAUUCGAUGUUGCACCAUCUUCAACUCUUCUCGGGAUCCGGAGUUUUGUUUUUCGAGAAAAGGUCCCAUCCUUCAAUAUCAUGAUUGGGUCGACCAGGCCAGAUCAUGAGUAAAUAGAAAAUCGAAAACGUACAUAGCUGUUCCAGCUGAAAUACUUGGAAUAAUUCUACCACUUUUACUAGGAGUAGCCUUUUUAGUGCUAGCUGAACGUAAAGUAAUGGCUUUUGUGCAACGUCGAAAGGGUCCUGAUGUAGUGGGAUCGUUCGGAUUGUUACAACCUCUAGCAGAUGGUUUGAAAUUGAUUCUAAAAGAACCUAUUUCACCAAGUAGUGCUAAUUUCUCCCUUUUUAGAAUGGCUCCAGUGGCUACAUUUAUGUUAAGUCUGGUCGCUUGGGCCGUUGUACCUUUUGAUUAUGGUAUGGUAUUGUCAGAUUCGAACAUAGGGCUACUUUAUUUGUUUGCCAUAUCUUCGCUAGGUGUUUAUGGAAUUAUUACAGCAGGUCGGUCUAGUAAUUAGGGGGCGGCCGUUCGGUCGCCUAUGAUACUAGGACCAAUAGGUCAAAAAUGGGUUUGUGCCGCAGGUGUUGAACGAUCUACUCUACACAGGUGUGGGCUUACAGGGCUAGGGCUCAUAAACCUUUUCUUUCAUUCAUCAAUAGGGCCCUGGUCGGUCACUUUCCGGGUCGGGAUCGAUAAGUAGAAGUCAUAAAAAAGAAAUGUUUCUCUUCGCACCUCAGAUCAAGAGCUUGUCAAGCUGGCCUAUAUAUAAUAUAAAGAAAAAGAUUCGUUGUCUUUUAACCGGCUGUUCUUCUUUGUCAACGCUACUAAGGACCUAUGGGUUCGCCUACUUGACUUAUGAAAGAUAAUGAGAAUGGGUUAUUCAAAAAGGAAAAGGCGCUACUAUACAAGACAUUAGUAGAAGUAAGAGGCUGAGUUAGCCUAGCCUACUAAUGUCUUGUAUAGUAGGGUAUAGUAUAGUAGGCGAGCGAGUUAGCGAAGACGCUUAGGCUAAUAGAUAAGAGAGCGUCGGUGCGUAGCCUUCAUUCUACUACGCUACGCAAAGGUUACGAAGUCACUUAGCUCGACGUUAGGAAAGUCAAGGGGGAACGCCAUACCUACAUAGAAGAACCGCUGUUCGCUGACUUUUUAAGGUCUAACCUUUCGCUCCCCUACUGAAAAGGGGCAAAACCGCUUCGCACCACUGAUAGACUACUUAAGAUUCAAUUCAAAAAGGCCCUACUUAGCUUAGUUUCGAAAGCCUUUGUCAUUGUCAGUCAACUAAGUAGGGCCUGAGGCCCCCUGCGAAUCCGUAAAUCUGAGGAGCAUGCCGCAACAAAAGGAUGGUCCCCUAUGCAUUUCAUUCUUUCUGAAAAGGAAAAAAUAAAAAAGUACCCCCAUCAUGGUGAACCUCUCCUUGUGAUCGGGAUGAGGUAAAUGCCUCCCAGCCGGGGGGCGGAUCGAAUCGGAGUUUCCUUAGGUAGCCACCGACCUACAGUUAUCCUUAAACUUUCGUGCUUGGUGGAGAAGAAGCGAACAAAGGUACGCUCGCUUGCUGUCUUGUUCUCUGCCGCGAACUGGGAUCGCUCGCCAGCUAGGUCAGAUUGGAACAACAUUUUUUGAGAACAUAUUACCCAUCUUCGGGGACAGGGGGCGGAACGACCUCUCGAUCUACUUACUACAGCCCAGGAAUAAAAACGUCGUCUAGGCGUUCCCUGUUGCUCCGAUCCCCCCGUAGCCUAGGGCGUUGUCUGGGCCAAGAGCCAUAGUUAGUUGCUGUUUCCAUUUGGUUGUUUUUUUCUCGUUGUUGAUACCGGCAAGACCCAGCCAGAUGAUGUCUGCUGGUUGGUAGUGAGAGGACUCUUAGUAUCUGCAUACCCAAAAGGUGGCGCUGAUUUCAAAACAAUCAUUUUCUUUUGUUUCUUGCUUUCUCUUAGCAGCGGGAAAGGAGUCUAUCUAUCUGCCUAGCUUUGGUAGAUUUCCCCCAACGCAAUCCACAGAAAUUCCACGAAUCUCCUUGGUGGAUAAGUCCGACGACUCAGCAGCAGUGCGGAAUUGAGUUUCUCGUCUGGUGGAUCUGAUCUAUAGUUAGGGGGCAAUACAUACCAAAAGGUUCGAAGAAAGAACGCGCAUAAGAGUAAGAGUAUAUAACCAAACCACCCUUCUGUAUAACCUAUUCACAUUAGUGAAGCGGCUGGAUGCAUAAGGGAAGUGCAUGUUUGUGAGACCUUAGUCGGGAUGCAUAGGGGAGUCAACCUACGAGCACGGAAGGGCGUGGUACCGCUGCCCCUCUCUAAGUAAAGGUAAAGUCUCUCCUUCAGCUAGAAUGUAAGGAAAUUGAAAGAAGCGCGGAAAAGGGUCAAAUGCGGUUGCUAGCAUCGAAGAGAGCCGUCAUCGACGAUAAAGUGGGAGUUCGGACUUGGCGAACGAGCUCUUCCCGCGGGAGAGGAAAGCGGGGGCAGGAAAAAUAACCAUUCCGGUGGUUGAUAGUAGAGGCUGGAUAAAACAUGGAUAGGCGUGCCUUAUCAUCCAAAAGAAAAGGAUGUAGAAACAGGAAGGGCUCGUGGGGUCGAUCCCACAUCUCAUAGAGAGGAGGAAUACCAAGGAUGAUAAGGGAAAACUAACUCUACAGCUUACAGGCUUUGUUUAGUCAAAAGCCCGCUUAAAGCUAUAGAAUUUAUGGUAUAUUUUUUUUUUCAAUUGGUAAAGGUCAUCGCCGGUCGGAUCCGCCGCAUUAGUCUAAGGUGCUUGCUCCUUUUAGUUGGACUUAGAGAAGAGAAAUGCUAGCACCUCUUUUCAUCAAUCUUUCUUGAGGACUCUGUCUAUAUCCAUACGGCCUC